UACAUCUGGCACAUCUGGUACAACCACACAAAGCAGAGGCGUUGAAAUAUCAGAAAAUUCUCCUCCCCUACGAACGGAACUAUCUAGUGGCUCCUCGUCAGUCCCUUCUAAAAUUUGGGCCAAAUACGCAGACAAUCAACCAGUGAAAAUUGCUUUCGAUGGAGAAGAUGUACACGACUUAAAAAAAGCGAUUAUGAAGGAACUGCCGAAUCAACUAGGUGGUAUUGAUACUUAG
Acaulospora colombiana is the source of this 235-nucleotide messenger RNA. The record is from the annotation of a GenBank genome assembly. NCBI's taxonomy places the organism in Eukaryota, Fungi, Glomeromycota, Glomeromycetes, Diversisporales, Acaulosporaceae.